Messenger RNA from Elaeis guineensis (African oil palm), 1298 nucleotides. Its product is annotated as cysteine-rich receptor-like protein kinase 43. Gene Ontology annotation, biological process: protein phosphorylation. The record is from RefSeq and is a predicted model, not a curated record. Gene Ontology annotation, molecular function: protein kinase activity; ATP binding. Lineage: Eukaryota; Viridiplantae; Streptophyta; Magnoliopsida; Arecales; Arecaceae.
AUGGUGUUGUGUGUACGUGCGGCAGAAAGAGGAGGACUUGAUCCGGAUGUUGGCCGGAAGCGGGCGGAGCUGCUGGACUGGAAGCGGCGGUACGAGGUGGUGCUGGGGGUUACGCAGGGGCUGCUGUACCUGCACGAGGACGCGCACACGCCCAUCAUCCACCGGGACAUCAAGCCCGCCAACAUUCUCCUCGACGAGCGCUGGGCUCCCAAGAUCGCCGACUUCGGCUUAUCCCGCCUCUUCCCGGAGGACCUCACCCACAUCAACACCGAUCUAGCCGGCACCAUUGGCGAUUUGGCCCCCGAGUACGUCAUACAUGGCUCCCUCUCCACCAAGUCCGACGUCUUCAGCUUCGGUGUUCUCGUCCUCGAGCUCAUCUCCGGCCAGACGAGUAUCUCUUUCAUCCUUGAAGCGGAAGCUGCUCGGAGCCUCCCCGAAUGGGCUUGGGAGCUCUACAAGAAGGAUCAGUGUCUGGAGAUGUUGGAUCCUGCCCUGAGAUCCUCAGCAGUUCCAGAACAAGUUGAAAUGUGUGUGCAGAUAGGACUCCUUUGCACUGAGUUGGACCCCAAGCUGAGGCCUGACAUGAGGCGGGUGGUGAAGAUUUUGUCCAAAAAGCCAAGCACACUAGAAAAGCCCAUCAGGCCUGACAUCCCUGGGUCCAGGUGCCGCAGAAGAGCUUAUAGACCCCAAGGUUCCGACCAUGCCUUGGGUGCGUCCUCAUCAGGCACGAUCAAUGCCUCCAACUCUGCUUAUAACCAUGCCUCCACUUCCAAAGCAAAAGAGGCUACCACCUCGACCACCACCACCAAUGCAAGCACCCAGACGCCACCUUUGUAUCAAGAACAACAUCAUAUCCAACACUACCAACACUUCCUCUCAGUAUCUCAAGGUUUCUGAAGUCUAGCAAGUGGCAAAACCAUAGCCAAUGUACAGAUAAUGACUUUCAUAUGGAUCAAAAGAUUUCUUAUUUUGGAUAUUUGUUUUCUGGUUAUGUAUAUAUAGAUGAUUGUUUAAAUUUUUAAAUUUAAAGCCAUGUAUCAGCCUUUAGACUGCAGGAAGGAAAAAACCCAUGCAGAUUGUUUCUUUCUUCUCACAGGGUUUGAGUUGGGAGGCGUGGUUGAUAAAGCCAUGCAUAAAUGGACAGCCCAAUUCAUGGAACGGGUAGAAUUUUCAGCCUAAUCUUAUAAAAAUAUGGAAGCAUGCUCUUAUCGGAAUGAGCUAUUACUGGAAACUGUUAAAAUAAGCUGUCGGAUUUUGGCAGAGACUGCAAGAAAGAAUACUACCAUCCUCCAAAAUUU